AUGUGGAAGUUUUGGAAAUCCAUAAAACACUUUCUAAAGUGGCUUUGGGUUGAGAAAAUACGCUUCCUUGAAUUACAUUAUAUAUAUUUCACCCUUCUCAUAUUCAUCACAUCUGCAUUCUAUUACUUCCAGCCCGACAACAAAUGGAGUUAUGUUGAUGCGUUGUUUACCGCAACCUCUGGUGCAACAAACACCGGCCUCAACGUUAUACGCAUGUCAGAUAUGAGCACGUACCAAGUUCUCGUACUCUACUUUACGUCGUUUCUAGGCUCUCAUGUAACCAUUUCGCUUAUAAUUCUUUAUAUUCGAAAACACUUCUUUUCAAUCCGUUUCGAUGAUAUGAUCAAGUUCAAUCGUCAACGUCAACGCGAAGAACGAAAUAAGAGAAGAUUCGAACGUUCAAUUCUUGAUCUCGAACGUGGUGUAAAGAAAGAAUACCGUGAAAGAGCUAUGACUGCCAUGCCAGGUUUGAAGCGUCGAAUGUCCAUCUUCACCCCUAACAUAACAGAAUUGGAGAACGAAAAGGCUGCUAACGAGCAAGCUAAGCUCGGAAGACACAGGAGCUGCUCAGUUGAUUUUAACGUCAGUAGUCCACCCUCAAAGAAGGUUCAAGAUCAACUUGAUAAAUUCAAAAAGACUCGAGACAAAUACUUGGAUGCCCACAAAAAACGCCGUAUGUCUCUUGCUCCAGAAACUCUCAACACUCCAAACGAUGAAGAUAGCAAUCGGACAAGAAAUAGCCGGGGAACUUCCGACAGUGCAAUGGCAAUAAUGAAACCUCGAUCUUUAAAUAUAAAUACCACACCUAAUAACAAUUUGGAUCAUCAGCUGACCCGUGAACAGCGCUAUAAAAUCGGUGGAGCUGAAUACCGUGCAAUUGAUAUGUUGACUCGUUUGGUGCCUCUGUAUUAUAUUGGCUUCAUUAUUGGCUUUGGUUUCAUUUUUCGAAUCUACAUAGCCGCAUCAGCAUAUGCUCGCAAUGUUCUUGAAACCUCGAACGGUAACGGGCCCGUUAAUCCUUGGCUGUUUUCAUUCUUUCUCUCUAUUUCGGCCUUUAACAACCUUGGUCUGAGUCUGGUAGACGCAAGCAUGGUUCCGUUCCAAAACGCGCCGUUUCCGCUUAUUAUGGCUGCAUUCUUGGUGCUUAUAGGCAAUACGGCCUAUGCUUUAAUGCUUCGUUUUAUCAUUUGGUCCUUCAAAAAAUGUACACCUCCGUCGUACGUUAUGCUUCGUGAAACAUUACACUAUUUGCUUGAACAUCCCCGAAGAUGUUAUACAACUUUAUUUCCAGCUACACAGACGCGUUGGCUAUUGCUUGUAUUGAUUGCAAUUACUGUGGCUGAAAUCGGAAGUUUCCUUGCUCUUAAUUAUUGGCUUCCAGUAUUGAAUGGAAUUCCGUGGGCUUCCCGUGUUUUAGAUGGCAUCUUUCAAUCUAUUGCAACCCGAAGCGCUGGUUUCAGUGUAGUGAGUUUGAUCGACCUCAACCCGGGCACGCAACUGGUGUAUAUUAUUGCUAUGUAUAUUAGUGUUUACCCUGUCGCAAUAUCCAUGCGUAACAGUAACGUUUACCAGGAGCGUGCACUGGGUAUAUUUCAUCAUGAACAGGAAGAUCAAGAAGGGGAAAACGAAGAGUAUAAGCCAGAGACAUUCUCCAAGAUAAUCAAACUCGAUCGUCAUCCAACUAUCAAUAGCGUGUUAACUAACUCGCGAAAGGUGAUCCGUAGUCCCGACUUUUUUGUAAUGACACAGAUUCAGCGACAGCUUACAAACGAAAUUUGUUGGUUGAUUGCUGGUGUCUUCUUGGUGUGUGUAAUUGAAUCAGGACCAAUUAUGGACCCAUCGCCGAUAACCUUUUUGACCAUACUUUACGAGUGUGUUUCUGCAUUUGGUAACGUUGGUGCCUCUGUUGGCUUCCCAGGGACUACUCCUUCUCAGUCAGCCGAGUACCGUACCCUCAGUAAACUUGUUAUUAUGGUACUUAUGUAUCGAGGCCGACACAGAGGACUUCCGGCGGCCAUUGAUCGCGCUGUACUACUUCCAUCCGAACAAAUGGAAGAGAAUGAAAUAAAAGAACAAGAGAUGAAGCGACGAAAUACCGUUUUAUCCCAAGGAAUUGGUGCCAACCAUUUUGUUUAUAACCGCCAGAAAACUAACUAG
Messenger RNA from Phycomyces blakesleeanus NRRL 1555(-), 2157 nucleotides. RefSeq lists its product as hypothetical. Gene Ontology annotation, biological process: intracellular potassium ion homeostasis; potassium ion import across plasma membrane. Gene Ontology annotation, cellular component: plasma membrane. NCBI's taxonomy places the organism in Eukaryota, Fungi, Mucoromycota, Mucoromycetes, Mucorales, Phycomycetaceae. The transcript is spliced from 5 exons. Gene Ontology annotation, molecular function: high-affinity potassium ion transmembrane transporter activity. The record is from RefSeq and is a predicted model, not a curated record. Bases 1 to 2157 code for a protein of 718 amino acids.